CAAUUUUAGCGCACGCCGCACACCGUCAGUCUUGCUCGGAAUUUGUUGUCUUGCAGCGGCGCACCACGAAGACUGCCGGUUUUCGGUUGUGAAACGCCAUCAUCAGUGGGUUCAAGUGGGUCCGUGUUUUAUCCGGUGUUGUUUUUAUGUGUGGCUAGCGCCAGCAAACGGUGCACGGUGGAAAGAAAGUACGGCAAUCGAAAGCGGUGAACGUGUGCUAGUGUCGUCCCAAGCAGUAGUUAUUGCCACUUAAGUCAGUCGCCCCUGACCCAGCUCUCAAAAAAAAAAAGGAAAUAUCUCCGUCUCCAAUAAUCCUCCAACAUUCCGUCGUCGUCGUCGUCGCUAUCAAUCGUUGUUCUUACGAGCGGUUCAAGCAACACUAUGUCGGAUCCGGUUGAAGUAGAGCAAAUGUCGGAGACUAAGCCUCGCAAGAUGGCAUUACCAACCUCCCUCGAUAAGGAUGCGAUUCGUGAGGCGUACGAGGAGGUACGCUCGAACCUGAGCGAUCACGAAUGGGCCGUGUUUAAGUUCGACGGCCUAAAGAUCGUUUGCUCGGCGAAGGGCCAAGGGUUCGAGGAGUUUUGCGGCGAGUUUCACGACGAUGAGCGCGCGUUCGGCUACAUCCGGAUACAGAUGGGCGACGAAAUGUCGAAGCGAAGCAAGUUUCUGUUCCUGACCUGGAUCGGACCGGAAGUCGGUGUGAUGCAGCGCGCCAAAAUGUCCACCGACAAGUCGAUCAUCAAGGAUGUGAUCAAUAACUUUGCCGUCGAGCUGCAGGUGGAAACGAGCGUCGAUCUGGAUCUGGAGAUGUUUAAGGCGCAUCUGAACAAAGCGGGCGGCGCUAACUAUGGGACUGGUGUGCGGGAGCUGUAAAACUCUGCCCUACCAGAUGAUGAUGACGAGGAGAGUCUGGAGACGUAGAAAUUAGCGUAGCGCGCCGGUGUGGAUGAUGAUAGUGGGAUGAGCUCUAGACGAAUCGCGUUAGAAUGUGAUCUGUGCCAGCCGGCCUAUUGCCUAUUGCCAUUCCAUAGAUUCACGAUUCAUUCAGCCGCGAACCCCUUUUCAGGUGGAUGCAAAAGUGUUGUACACACCUUUCUACUAAUAAUACUCAGGCCAUCUUGUAAGAUUAAUGGUGUGGGAGGGUUUUUUUUUGGGGAUGGGAGGGGAGGUUAAAAAAUGCACCCAUUUUUGGUUCGGGUUGAAGGAGAUAAUAUCCCGCACAAUACGCCAUCUUUACCAUUAAUGUUAUAAUUGGCCUUGAGCAUUAUUUUUCAACAUGCGAAACAUAUCAUUUGUAGAACAAUCAUUCAUUGAUUUUUCUAUUUCGGGGUUUUGUUUUUGCUGAGUGGGAUCAGCAGUUUGGUUUUUUGUUGGGGUUUUUUUUUUUUAGUUCACUGUUCAUCGAACAGAUCGGACGGUCGGGCUCUCGAUGACUGUACCGUGGGUCAAUGUUUAGCUUGAAAUAUUUGCAAUGGGUCAGGGGAAAAUCCUCAUGGGCGGGUGUUUGCAAAACAAACGUGCCUUUUUUUUAUUCAAAUUGACACGAAAAAUUCAUAGGCGUUCAUAAAUUUCACAAACGUAUUAUAUGUAGCAAGCAGUACUAUAGAACUGAUCCAAGAGUACAGUAGAAAUGCAAGUUUUCUGUAGGAAGCUGAAAUUAUCGAAUGGAAGGAAAACAAAGGGCAAGCAAAUUUGAUUUAUAAAUCUAGCAUAAAUCUUCGCUUCAAUGACACACUUAAUUUUCGCAAACAAAAAAAAGAAAAACUAGCUGUUAAUGUAGGAGGAAGCACAAAAUGAUGGAUGAAACGAUGGGCGUACGUAAAGAAAAGGAAAUUGAUAUUGCAUUCUGGUCAUUCCGCACCUAAACAAUUAGCAAUGCGAUUCGCGCUGUGGUACGGAUACAUCAAGAACACAAUCUUUUUGGCACUGAGAUAGAAACAAAAGUAACGAUGUUGUGAUUUGAUUUUUUUUCUUGCAAAAUUGCACAAAUUAUAUAUUUAAGCUUAUAUCGUAACUCUAUCGUUCGUCUAUGUUAAUGUUUCCAAAUUUCCUUCCUCCACGACUUUUGCACGACGAAUCGUUAAACCGUCGAAACUAUUCACAGCACCCAACGGCGGGGUCGGGAUUGAUUCGUUCGUCAUUCUGUCAUUAACACACACAACACUGUACUCUACUUUUGAGAAGCAUUUUCAUCGUAAAAAAACUAUACUUAAAUACGUUUGCCGACACUGCUUGAGUGUGAGUGAGAUGGCGAGCGGUAUAGGUGUAUACAGCAAUGGGCAAUGGCAAAUUGAACUAUAAAAUAUUGCAAUUAAAAAAAUCUGUUUCGUAACGUGACCGGCGGGGGGAAAAGAAUCGAACUGAGCGAAAAGGAACAACACGUGCAUGCUCUAAAUUCAACAGACUGAAUACCGAAUGUGAAGCGCCGGUUUACUGCUGUGACAAUCAAAGCAAUUUAACAGAAUAAAAAAUGUAUAACGUUAAA
This is a messenger RNA of Anopheles stephensi (Asian malaria mosquito), 2485 nucleotides long. Its product is annotated as coactosin-like protein. Lineage: Eukaryota; Metazoa; Arthropoda; Insecta; Diptera; Culicidae. The coding region runs from base 382 to 873 and encodes 163 amino acids. Gene Ontology annotation, biological process: regulation of actin filament polymerization. The transcript is spliced from 3 exons. Gene Ontology annotation, molecular function: actin filament binding. Gene Ontology annotation, cellular component: actin filament; cortical actin cytoskeleton; site of polarized growth. The record is from RefSeq and is a predicted model, not a curated record.